This is a messenger RNA of Raphanus sativus (radish), 1006 nucleotides long. Its product is annotated as polygalacturonate 4-alpha-galacturonosyltransferase-like. NCBI's taxonomy places the organism in Eukaryota, Viridiplantae, Streptophyta, Magnoliopsida, Brassicales, Brassicaceae. Bases 108 to 866 code for a protein of 252 amino acids. The record is from RefSeq and is a predicted model, not a curated record. The transcript has 2 exons. Gene Ontology annotation, molecular function: polygalacturonate 4-alpha-galacturonosyltransferase activity.
UGUGCAGGAUCCUUCGAAGCAUAUUUUUCACCUUGUGACGGAUAAACUCAACUUCGGAGCAAUGAACAUGUGGUUCCUCCUAAACCCACCUGGAAAGGCAACCAUACAUGUGGAAAACGUGGAUGAGUUCAAGUGGCUCAACUCAUCUUAAUUACUGCCCUGUUCUUCGUCAGCUUGAGUCAGCAGCAAUGAAGGAGUUCUAUUUCAAAGCAGAUCAUCCAACUUCAGGCUCUUCCAAUCUCAAAUACAGAAACCCAAAGUACCUCUCCAUGUUGAACCACUUGAGAUUUUACCUCCCUGAGGUUUAUCCCAAGAUGAACAAAAUUCUCUUCCUGGCCGACGACAUCAUCGUCCAGAAAGACAUGACUCCACUUUGGGAAGUCAACCUGAAUGGCAAAGUCAACGGUGCGGUGGAAACUUGCGGGGAGAGUUUCCACAGGUUCGACAAGUAUCUCAACUUCUCGAACCCUCACAUCGCGAGGAACUUCAAUCCAAACGCAUGUGGAUGGGCUUAUGGGAUGAACAUGUUCGACUUAAAGGAGUGGAAGAAGAGAGACAUCACUGGUAUCUACCAUAAGUGGCAAAACAUGAAUGAGAACAGGACACUGUGGAAGCUAGGGACACUACCACCAGGAUUAAUAACGUUUUACGGAUUAACACAUCCUUUGAACAAGGCGUGGCACGUGCUGGGACUUGGAUAUAACCCGAGUAUCGCUAAGAAGGACAAUGAGAAUGCAGCAGUAGUUCAUUAUAACGGGAACAUGAAACCGUGGUUGGAGUUGGCUAUAUCCAAGUAUCGACCGUAUUGGACCAAGUAUAUCCAGUUUGAUCACCCUUAUCUUCGUCGAUGCAACCUUCAUGAAUAAAAUUCAAAUUAAAUCUUUGUUUAAAUGAUUUGAGGUAAUUACUCCUAAUCUUAAUGUUGUUCGCCUCAUUGCGUUCCUCGCUUAUUUUGCACACACUGUUAAUUGUUUAUUCAUAUUUUUGUUUAGUCAUUUUUUUAUUG